Messenger RNA from Symbiodinium pilosum, 981 nucleotides. Lineage: Eukaryota; Dinophyceae; Suessiales; Symbiodiniaceae. The record is from the annotation of a GenBank genome assembly.
AUGAUGGCUAUGAAGGGGGACUGGCCUAUCUUAGCAAAGGUUGGUUUGAUGGAGAGAUUUUUUGGGCGCAAAACACGGUCAAAUGCAGCGAAUGCAGGCGGCAUUUGCCACCUUUGCUUAGGAGGGCAGGAUGGUUUCCCGUAUCACGACUUUUCAGCUGAAGCAAGGUGGCGUACCACGUACCUACGUCAUGAUCCUUUCAAAGGUGUGGGCCCACUAGCAUGCCUUCCCCAUCACAGUCCCAUGUUCUACCGCUUUGAUGUCUUCCAUUGCUGCCACAAGGGCAUCAUGGCAGAGUUGGCAGGAAGCGCGCUCGUCGUUUUGAUGGAUCUGGGAUUGGCUGGCGCUGGAGAUGUGCCAACGCAACUAACCGCGCUGUACAAUGAGAUGGUGACAUUUUGUUCCCGAAACAGAAUCCCGCUCCAUAUGACUGAUUUGACCCGCCAAUUGGUCAACUUGAUGAAGGAUGCGGAUUACCCCUGCGGGGCAUGGUUCAAAGGAGCCGACACAAGUGCUGCUUGCCGCUUCCUUGAGUUUCGCUAUGCCCAGCUGGAACCCCAAGCGUAUACGCAGGCGAUAUACGAAGCUAUUUGCUCUGCUAACCAGUUUCUCAGGGGGCUAUAUGGGCAUGGCUUGUGGAUCCGAGCAUCCGAUGCUCAAAUGAUCCAAGCUUCUGGCCUGAAAUUUGUUUCCCAGUAUGUUACGGCAGCUCACCACGCACUGGUUUUGGAAAAGACACGGUUCAAGCUUGCACCGAAACUGCAUGCCCUCCUUCACAUCAUACAGUAUCUGCGGGAUGAGUUGGCUACUGGUGCUCAAUGGGUUCAGAGCCCUAUCCAGUGGUCUACACAGCAAGACGAGGACUUUGUGGGAAAAAUCUCAAAGUUGAGCCUCGCAGUCUCCAGCCGCACGGUGCACGCUCAGACCAUGGCCAAAUACGCCACAAAUUUCUGGGAGCACUGGAAGGAUUGGAAGUCGUAG